AUGCUAGAUCUUACACAGUGUAGAGUGCCAUCUAUAUUCGCUUACAUGUUGCAUCAUUCAACAUGGAAAGCAUUGUAUCCUACGAAGUCGAGCUAUGACUUCGCUUCGAGCAGUGGAACCUGGGGUAAUUCAUCAUUACCCAACCCACUUAAUAAUCCCUUAACCAUCGAAUUCAAGAUCUGGGAGAGUCAGGACUCUGGAACUAUCUCCCGAGGAUGGCAAAUGGGGCUCGGAUUCUCGUCAAAUGUCAAAGGAAAGUUAUUCACAAAUGCAUAUGCAUAUGUGUAUGAUCAAAUGCGUGAGGUGGAAGGGAGAUUUUGA
Messenger RNA from Histoplasma capsulatum G186AR, 321 nucleotides. RefSeq lists its product as uncharacterized. Bases 1 to 321 code for a protein of 106 amino acids. NCBI's taxonomy places the organism in Eukaryota, Fungi, Ascomycota, Eurotiomycetes, Onygenales, Ajellomycetaceae. The transcript has 4 exons. The record is from RefSeq and is a predicted model, not a curated record.